GCGUCUUCCCACCUCUGCCACUUGAUUCCUUUUGCCCUUCUUUUCCACUUCCUUCCUCCGCCGUGGCCUCUCGUCGUUCUGCCCUUGGUCACUCUUCCCGAUCACUCGAUCACGCGCAGGAGCUUGGUUGGGAGACGGGAGUAAGAGGAGGAAGAAGCAUUCGAAGAUUCCCUUUUUUGGUCGUUUUCCAUCAGGUUGCUUCGCUCAUAGACCGUCGAACAGGCGCCUGAGGUACAAGUUCUCUUCCAAAGAUUGUUCCAGCUGUGACACGAUAGUAUCUGAUGGCGAGCGUGGCUAGCGAGUGAUAAGAGAGAAGGCCAGCUCGCAUUUGAGGUUGGUUUUCUGAGAGCUAUGGAGUACACCCAACGGGCACCACAGCCAAAGCUGGGAACUUUAGCUCGUGCAUUCAACAAAAUUCUUCGCCUCCGCCGCUCCUUCACUAGCUCUGCCAGUGAUGCUCCCAGUGAAGACUCUUGCUCAGUGCACAAGCUCAAGCUGUCCCAAACCUUCAGUGACUUCCCCACCAUCAUCUCCGAAGGCGGAAGUGAUUUCUACAAGGUUGAGUAUGAGAAGCCACGGCAGAAGUUCUCUUCCAAAGACAGACAGACCACGGAGUCCCUUCUGGCUCACCUCUUCGCCAGCAUCUCCGCCAUCAAAGCGGCUUACGCGCAGCUCCAAAUGGCGCAAUUGCCCUAUCAACCGAACUUGAUACAGUCUUCAGAUCUAACAAUCGUUUCUGAGUUCAGACGUGUCUCGGAGCUGAAGCACUCCUACUUCCGGGACCAGUUGGCCAUUCCCCGUACCGUGUCUGAUUCUAGCUCAGAUCUCGUUGCUCAGAUCGAGGAGCAAUGGAAUCUAAUCAAGGCUUAUCCAAUCACAAAGGCUAAGCUGGAGUCUGAUCUCGAGCUCAAGGAUUCUGAGAUCCUUUCCCUGCAGGCCAAGCUACUUGAAUCUAAGAAAAGGAAUCAAAUUUUGGAUUCGAACCUUCACCCGGGCAGGUCGCUCUCGCCCCUCGAUGGACUACAUCCCUCCGGCUUAACCCCAAACCAUUUUCUUACUGCUCUUCGAUUCGCCAUCAAUUCAAUCAGAUCCUUUGUCAAAGAAUUGGUGAAGCAAAUGGAGUCAGCAAGGUGGGACCUUGACGCCGCUGCUAGCGCAAUUCAACCCGGUGUGCUCCGCCGAGGCCGCACCCACCGGAGCUUAGCCUUCCAGUCCUACAUUUGUCAGCAAAUAUUCUCCGACUUCCACCAUAAAAGCUACAACCUUGAUGGCUUGGAAGACCGAACGAUGUGGUGUCAAAGACGGUUCUUCGACGAAUUCAUAGAGCUCAGACACAUUGUACCGCUUCAGAAGAUAUGGCAGCACCCAGCAGCUGCGAAAUUUCUCAGGGCGAAGUUCCUGUCUCUGGUGCACCCGAAAAUGGAAUCAUCAUUCUUCGGUAAUCUUAACCACAGGGACGCUGUGAGCUCCGGCCGUUGCUUCCCAAACACGGCGUUCUUCACUGGGUUUGCAGAAAUGGCGAUGCGAGUGUGGUUCCUCCACUGCAUUUUCUUCUCCUUUGAGGACAGUUCCAUCUUUCAGGCCAGGAAAGGGAGCCGGUUCUCUGAAGUCUACAUGGAAAGCGUAUGGGAAGUCAAUGAGGACGAUGAUCACGUCAUUUCCGCCGCUGCUGAUGAGCACGCUUCUACCGCCGUCGGGUUCACUGUCGUCCCUGGGUUCAGGGUCGGCCAGACGGUGGUCCAGUGCCAGGUCUACCUCGCAUGAGCAACAUGCAUAUGACGUUCGACAGCUCUGAUUUCAUCGAUCCGAUGGCACCUUGUGGAAUUGAGAAAUUGAAAGAUAUCGCGCGGCAGCAAUGUAUAGGGUAGAAAAGCAGCUCAGCAUACUGCCUUAAGUUUAUCUUUAAGCUUAUGCAUUAGAACUUAUAAUGACAGAUUAAUUAGAUGUUAAUUAUGUUGGUUAACUACUUUUGGAAUAAAUUAUAUUAGAACAAA
Molecule: messenger RNA, 1994 nt
Organism: Zingiber officinale
Lineage: Eukaryota; Viridiplantae; Streptophyta; Magnoliopsida; Zingiberales; Zingiberaceae
Product: protein GRAVITROPIC IN THE LIGHT 1-like
Exons: 2
Coding region: 352-1764 (470 amino acids)
Biological process (GO): negative gravitropism; response to red or far red light
Source: RefSeq, a predicted model, not a curated record